Molecule: messenger RNA, 1383 nt
Organism: Dracunculus medinensis (Guinea worm)
Lineage: Eukaryota; Metazoa; Nematoda; Chromadorea; Rhabditida; Dracunculidae
Source: the annotation of a GenBank genome assembly
AUGUAUAGAUCGCGCCAUCGGUCAUCGUCUAGCCAGAGUCCUUCAAGUAGAAGUAGUAGUUGUUCUUCGUCGAGUAGUAUUUCAAAUCGAUCUGGUGACCACAGUCGUAAAGCCUUCCACUCAAGAACUCCAAGCAGCCCCACAAUUUUUAGAGAUCGUGAUUCUGACGACAGUGAAGAACGUCGUGAAAGAAGAGCACUUCGAAAACAGAUUCGAGAGAAAGAAGCCGCAUAUACUGAACGCCUUCGUAAAUGGGAAGCGAGAGAAAGACGUCAGGCUAAAUUAUAUGAAAAGGAUGAACAACGUGAAAAACAGCGCAAACGUGACUUGCAGAAAGAAGCACGAAAACUUAAGCACUUUCUUGAAGAUUAUGACGAUGAAAGGAAUGAUCAAAAAUAUUAUAAAAGUUCAUCAUUGUUCCAAAGACGACGUGACUUUGAGCGUGAACGUGAGGCAGAUGCAAAGGAUCGUCAACGGGAACAGCAGGAAAUCGAAGAAUUGAAAAAGCAAAUCAUUGCCGAAAACCAAAAUAUUGAGAAUGUGGAGGAAGAGGCAAGAAGGCGGCACAAUGAACAAGAGGAAGCUUUACUUCGUAAACUACGGGCCGAUUCAGGAAGCCCUAAUCCUCAUCGACCUUUGGGACAGAAACCACUUCAUGAAAAAACAGAUAAAGAAGAAGAGAGUGAAGAAUCUGAAAGUGACUCAGAAAGCGAUGCCAGUGCGGAAGAAGCGAAAAAUAUUAAUAGUACUUAUGAGAGACUUAGUAAUUGGAAAGCAGGUGUUGGAUCGGAAUCACGUUUUGUGAAUGACGUUUCACCGGCAGAAGGUACUACUUCUCCGAUUGUUAGAUCUUCAUUCGCAAGUCCAGUUAUCCGUACUAAUACUGCAGCGCAUGAUACUCUUCCUCAGCCGGCUAGCUCAUCACGGUUAAAUGGUGUUUUUGGGUUCGAAGACAAUGAGGACGAAGCUACAUAUCGAAAAGGUCGAAAGUUGAAGCCAUUUGAAAUUACUGAAGAGGAUCGAAUUCAAGCAAUGACUCCUGAGGAGCGCAAAAAGCUAAUAAAAGAUUUAAUUGAUCGAAUUCCCACCUCCAAGGAUCAAUUGUUUGCUUUUCCGAUAAAUUGGAAUUACGUCGAUAAAAAUCUUGUGGAACAACGGGUAAAACCAUGGGUUUCAAAAAAAAUCACUGAUUACAUUGGUGAAGAAGAAGCAUCACUCGUAGAUUUUGUGUGUGAGAAGGUAGCUUCUAAAACUGAUCCGCAAAAGAUUCUUGCGGACAUUGCUAUGGUCCUCGAUGACGAGGCGGAAGUUUUUGUUGUAAAAAUGUGGAGGCUACUUAUAUAUGAAAGUGAAGCUAAGAAGCUCGGUUUAGCUAGAAAAUGA